AAGGACUACUAGUUGCUCCCUAAAACCAAAACUUCAAAUUCCCAAACGAAACCGAUGACGAUGGAGGAGGAAGAGGAGAAGCUUCUCUCCGCCAUAGCAGCCUCCGACCCAAACGCCGAACCCGCACCCAUCCCCACCCACUCCUCCGACUCCGAUUCCGAUUCCGAUGCCGACGCCGCCGCUCAACCACCCUCCUCAUCCUCCGCCGCCGGACUCGAGUACCAGAUAUCCGACGAGCAGAAGCAGCUGCGCGAGCGGCAGGAGAGAGCCAAGCAGCAGCUCCUCAUGAAGCGCCGCGCCUCCGCCCUCGCCGUCCCCACCAACGACAACGCCGUCCGCGCUCGUCUCCGCCGCCUCGGCGAGCCGAUGACUCUGUUCGGGGAGCGCGAGAUGGAGCGGCGCGACCGCCUGAGGAUGAUUCUCUCCAAGCUCGACUCGGCGCAGCUGGAGACGCUCCUCAAGUCUCACGAGGACGACGAGGCUUCUGCCAAUGCCGACGACUCUGACUUCGAGCAGGAAAUUGAGUAUCCAUUCUUCACUGAGGCGACCAGGCCUAGGGCUCUGCGUGAGGCUAGGGUUCAUAUUGCGCACUACUCCAUGCCCAGGGCGGCGUUACGGCUUCAGCGUGCGAGGAGGAGGGAGGAGGAUCCCGAUGAGGAUGUGGACGCCGAGAUUAACUGGGCUCUAGGGCAGGCCUCGAGCUUGAAGCUUGAUUGCAGUGAGAUUGGAGAUGACAGGCCUCUUUCGGGCUGUUCGUUUUCACAAGAUGGCGCAAUGCUUGCCACCUGUGCUUUAAGUCCGGUGGCCAAGUUGUGGGGCAUGCCUCAAGUGACAAAGGUUGCCACCUUGAAGGGACACACAGAGCGUUUAACCGACGUUGCAUUUUCUCCCGUGCGAAACAACCUCCUGGCGACUGCCUCUGCUGAUAGGACUGCGAGGUUGUGGAACGGCGAAGGAGGGCACGUGAUGACGUUCGGGGGACAUUUGGACCGUCUUGCCCGUAUUGCCUUCCAUCCCUCAGGAAAUUACUUGGGUACAACUAGCUUUGACAAGACUUGGAGGCUGUGGGACGUAGAGACUGGUGAAGAGUUGCUUCUUCAAGAAGGUCACAGUAGGAGUGUAUAUGCUAUAGACUUCCAUCUGGAUGGCUCAUUGGUUGCAACUGCUGGAUUGGAUGCACUUGCUCGUGUUUGGGACCUCCGUAGUGGUAGAAGUAUUCUUACCCUGGAAGGCCACGUAAAAAAAGUUCUUGCACUCAGUUUUUCACCAAAUGGUUAUCAUCUAGCCACUGGGGGUGAAGACAACACAUGCAGGAUGUGGGAUUUAAGAAAAAAGAAAUCCAUAUACAUUAUUCCAGCACACUCCAAUCUCAUAUCACAGGUCAAAUUUGAACCUCAAGAGGGAUAUUUCUUGGUAACCGGCUCCUAUGAUAUGACAGCAAAGAUCUGGUCUGCCCGAGAUUUUAAGCCUGUCAAGACCCUCUCUGGACAUGAAGCAAAAGUUACUUCUUUGGAUGUUUCAGGAGAUGGACAUCACAUUGCUACUGUAUCACAUGACCGAACCAUCAAACUGUGGUCGAGCGGGACCAGUGAAACUGAGAAGGACCAGGAAAUGGAUGUUGAUUAGGACAAGCUGAACUAUAAAAAGACGAUUAAGUCCGGGGCGACAAUUGAAUUAAGUUUUUCCAAGACGUGAACAUUGGAGAUUCACAAUUAGAUAAUGGCUGUAUUCAGUGGGAGUUCCCUGCUAACUGGGGUAUCUGUGUAGUUCGAAUAUUUUUCAGCUGUCAAAGCAGCCACUCGCCUAAGAAGAGUUCUAAUGUUAUGCAAAAUGCUUUGAGUUCUUUUCAUCUUACACUACUGCUGAAGAGUCUACCAGUAGUCUGGUACUUAUCUAUCAAAGGCUUGUCGUUGUGAUCAACUCUAUGCUUUGGCUCAGUUUAUGAGCAUGAGGCACUUGCAACGACAUAAACUCUUCUAUUA
This is a messenger RNA of Argentina anserina (silverweed cinquefoil), 1982 nucleotides long. RefSeq names its product U4/U6 small nuclear ribonucleoprotein PRP4-like protein. The transcript is spliced from 5 exons. Gene Ontology annotation, biological process: mRNA splicing, via spliceosome. The record is from RefSeq and is a predicted model, not a curated record. Gene Ontology annotation, molecular function: protein binding; U4 snRNA binding; U6 snRNA binding. Gene Ontology annotation, cellular component: U4/U6 x U5 tri-snRNP complex. Bases 55 to 1626 code for a protein of 523 amino acids. Lineage: Eukaryota; Viridiplantae; Streptophyta; Magnoliopsida; Rosales; Rosaceae.